This is a messenger RNA of Pimephales promelas (fathead minnow), 2684 nucleotides long. The record is from RefSeq and is a predicted model, not a curated record. Lineage: Eukaryota; Metazoa; Chordata; Actinopteri; Cypriniformes; Leuciscidae.
CGCCCACGUUUCUCUGGUGCAUAAACGUUUGGCUACGACAAAAACUACGAAAGUGUUCUGCUGCAGAUUCUGGCCCCUGUCAGGAUUACUCUGAUCACUCACACUGCCUGACCUGCAGCAACUGUCGGGCUCCAAAAAUUCUUCACAGAGAACACAAGGAAUGGCCUUCUCAGCUGCCAUAGUUGCAACUCUUGCGUCAUCAGAAAGCAAGAACAAUGGAAGAGAGUCGCCACACAGAGUAGGCUAGGAUCUUCACAGGGCGCAAAUGUUUUACAAUAAGACAUGAUGAAAGCAAAGUAGGACUUCCUUGUCAUUUCUUUAAUCCUAACAUAACAUCGGAAGGGAAUUGGUGUAACCCGUCCAGAUGAGACGUGAUCCGCUGGUUUAUUGCCUGACGCUGCUGUCAAUCCCGUACGGGGCGGUGAAGUUCAGCCUACCGGAGCGCGCGAGAUAUAGAAGCGCACGUCUGACACCGGAGGAGAAGUUGAGCGGCGGAGCCUUUAUCCUCUCCAGCUUGCUUUGCAUUGCUCUUACUUCAACCAGGAAUUAAAGGCAUUACUGAAAUAAUGCCGGACAGUAGAAAGUUCAUCGAGAACCUCUCUGGAGCAGGGAAGUCCAUCGGCGUCUUGACGAGCGGUGGAGAUGCUCAAGGUAUGAAUGCCGCUGUGAGGGCAGUGGUCAGAAUGGGAAUCUACGUAGGAGCAAAAGUGUAUUUCGUCCAUGAGGGCUACCAGGGCAUGGUGGAUGGAGGGGACAACAUCAAAGAGGCAUCAUGGGAAAGUGUUUCCAGUAUGUUACAAGUGGGUGGCACUGUGAUUGGCAGCGCCCGUUGUAAGGAUUUUCGUACCCACGAGGGACGUUUGCGUGCUGCUCUGAACCUGGUGCAGCAUGGCAUCACUUACUUGUGUGUGAUUGGUGGAGAUGGCAGUUUGACCGGAGCUAAUCUCUUCAGGGAGGAGUGGAGCGGACUGUUGGAUGAGCUUGUCCAAUCAGGUCAAAUCACUGAAGAGGCUUCCCAAAUUCAUUCUACGUUGCAUAUUGUUGGGAUGGUUGGCUCGAUAGACAAUGAUUUCUGUGGGACAGAUAUGACCAUUGGCACUGACUCAGCACUGCACAGGAUCAUAGAAGUGGUGGACGCCAUAAUGACCACUGCACAAAGCCAUCAGAGGACCUUUGUGCUGGAAGUCAUGGGUAGACACUGCGGGUAUCUAGCAUUAGUGAGUGCUCUUGCGUGUGGAGCUGACUGGGUGCUGAUUCCAGAAAUGCCUCCCAAAGAUGGCUGGGAGGAUCAGAUGUGUAACAAACUAUCAGAGAAUCGUGCUGAUAAGAAACGGCUUAAUAUCAUCAUAGUAGCUGAAGGUGCAAUAGACCAUAACAACAAGCCCAUAACCACAGACCAAAUAAAGGACCUGGUUGUGCGCUGUUUGGGGUUUGACACGCGGGUCACCAUUUUGGGUCACGUCCAGAGAGGAGGAACACCCUCUGCCUUUGACCGCAUUUUGGCGAGUCGAAUGGGAGUGGAAGCUGUUUUGGCCCUGUUAGAAGCGUCUCCUGGCACUCCAGCGUGUGUCGUGUCUCUGUGUGGGAACCAGGCUGUCAGGGUGCCUCUGAUGGAGUGUGUUCAGAUGACGCAGGAGGUCCAGAAGGCCAUGGAUGAAAAGAGAUUCGCAGAAGCCGUAAAGCUGCGCGGCAGAAGUUUUGAAAACAACCUGAAUACUUACAAACUCUUGUCUCACCACAAAAUUGACACUGAACUUCCAAAUAGUUCGUUUAAUGUGGCCGUAUUGAAUGUCGGCGCUCCUGCAGCUGGCAUGAAUGCAGCCGUGCGUUCGGCCAUCAGGGUCGGGAUCACAGAAGGCCACACUAUGUUUGCUGUUAGUGACGGAUUCGAGGGCUUCUAUAAGGGACAGAUAAAAGAAAUCAAGUGGGGUGAUGUUGGGGGCUGGACAGGCCAGGGCGGGUCCCUGCUAGGGACAAAAAGAACUCUCCCAGCAAAACACAUUGGUAAAAUUGCAGAACAAAUGAGCAUUCACAACAUAAACGCUUUACUUGUUAUCGGAGGAUUUGAGGCCUUUGAGAGUUUGCUGCAGCUGGUGGAUGCCCGCAGCACUUAUGAGGAGUUCUGUGUGCCCAUGUGCAUGCUGCCCGCCACCAUCAGUAAUAAUGUAGCCGGCACUGACUUCAGCAUUGGCGCUGACACUUCCCUCAAUGCCAUAGUGGAGACGUGUGAUCGUAUAAAGCAGUCCGCCAGCGGGACCAAGCGUCGCGUGUUCAUCAUUGAGACGAUGGGUGGUUACUGUGGUUAUCUGGCGACGGUGGGGGGGCUGGCGGCCGGAGCCGAUGCAGCCUACAUCUAUGAAGAGCCGUUUGACAUCCGAGACCUACAGUCUAACGUCGAACAUUUAACUGCAAAGAUGAAGACUAGCAUCCAGAGAGGUUUAGUGCUCAGGAAUGAGAACUGCAGUGAGAACUACACAACUGACUUCAUCUACCAGCUGUACAAUGAAGAGGGCAAAGGAGUCUUUGACUGCAGGAAGAACGUCCUGGGACAUAUGCAGCAGGGUGGUGCUCCUUCACCGUUCGACAGGAACUUUGGCACCAAGAUCUCUGCUAAAGCCAUGCAGUGGAUCUCCAAGAAGCUCAAAGAGUUUUACAGAGAAGGUAAAGAGAAAGCACUCCUGUAA